UUAUUGAUUGCAGCGACCAACGCAAAUAAGGCCUGCUUAAAAUCUCGCGAUUGUCCCUGCACCAUGGUGGCAGUCGGUGGUGAUGUCAAGGUUUACACGGUCAAUGGCGCGGUGGCUGGUUCUUCGUCAUCCAUCCCUGAUUGGAUCACCCGGAAACGUGCAACGAAAACAAAAGGAAAACGUGCUUUGAAGGAGAGAGAGGAAGGACAGGUUGAACUCAUACAGGGCUUCGAAUUUCCUGAGGCGAGCCAUAAAAUCAGGACUACCAGAGACGGCCAUCAUGCAGUCGCAACAGGGACAUAUAAGCCCCAGAUGAGGGUAUGGGAUUUGGAUGAGUUGACAAUGAAGUUUGAACGGCAUACUGACGCAGACAAUGUCGAUUUUAUUAUUCUUUCUGAUGACUGGACGAAAACAAUACACCUCCAAAAUGACAGGUCAGUCGAACUGCACACGCAAGGCGGGUUUCACUAUCGUACGCGAAUACCCCGCUUCGGCCGAUCCCUCGCAUACCACUUCCCCUCUUGUGACGCUCUCGUCUCCGCAUCUUGCAAUGAAAUAUAUCGUUUGAAUCUGGAACAGGGUCGAUUUCUGAACCCUAUAGUGCUUGACUCUUCAGAAGACGAUUCAAUUCUAGGCGUAAACUGCAUAGACAUAAAUCCUGCCCAUCAACUCCUUGCGUUCGGUAUUGAUGGUUCCCCAAGUGUGCAAUUUUGGGACCCACGCUCGCGUUCAAGAGUUGGGCUGCUCAACCUUCCUAAAAGUCGGAUAUCGCAGUCCACAGGUCGUUCCGUGGUUUCUCUUCCCGGAGUUGACAAUGAAGAGUCGAAUUCUGGAUCCUUGGCCGUCACGGCAAUUGCGUCCAGGUCUGACGGUCUUUCCUACGCUAUAGCCACGUCUACGGGACAUACACUCCUUUAUGACAUACGGUCGCCUAAACCAUUUGCCUUCAAGGACCAAGGGUACGGGUUACCCAUAAAAAAUGUUAGCUGGAUGGAGGGGGGAAGCCGUAUGGCAGGUGACGGCAUGGUUCUCACCGCAGACAAAAAAGUUGUGAAAAUAUGGGAUCGAAAUACACCAUCAUCGAAUUUUGUGUCCAUCACACCAGCUACCGACCUUAAUGACAUCCAUCACAUCCCCGGAAGCGGUCUGCUUCUUACAGCAAAUGAAGGUAUACAAAUGGCGACCUAUUAUAUCCCACAAUUGGGACCAGCGCCACGCUGGGCAACUUUCUUGGAGAACAUUACCGAGGAAAUGGAAGACCAAAGUACACGGAACGUGUACGAAGACUACAAAUUCAUUGAACGGAACGAAUUGCAGGCACUUGGCCUGGAUCAUCUAAUUGGAACACCUGUGCUGAAACCGUACAUGCACGGCUACUUCCUGUCUCUUAAACUUUACGAUACUGCGCGCGUCAUUGCUAAUCCAUUCGCAUAUGCCGAACAUCGCGAAAAACUUAUCAAGGAGCGCAUGGAUAAGUUGGCCGACUCGAGAAUUCGCACUCGCAAGGAUGCCGCUGCCGCUGCGGUUAAAGUCAACAAAGCCCUGGCACAAAAGAUCCAAAAAGAUGCGGAGAAGGAAAAAACGAAGAAGGAAAAGAAGCGAGCCAGGAAGGUCAAACAAGCAGGCGAAGAAGUGGAUGACGCUAUGGCUGUAGAUGACGAACUAAUCGAUGAGCAACCGGUGACACUUCUUAAUGAUCCUCGCUUCAAAGAGCUGUUCGAGAAUCCCGAGUUUGCUGUAGAUGAGUACAGCAGAGAGUUUGCUCUCCUCAAUCCUUCGGCAGCUGCACAAAAGAGAAGCGGAGCUGAAUCGGCCAAGACAGUUGUGGAAGAGGAAGAAGAGGAGAGCCACGAAUCUUCCUCUGAUGGUCUCAGUGAAAGUACAGAGGAUGAGAGUAGUGAAGAUAGCUCUGACGCCGGAGAGCUCACUAAAUUCGAUCCUCGAACUAGACCUGGACAGAAAAAUGCACGCGCUGAACAACAACACGCGCGAACCCGCGAGGCAAAUCGCCGACGGACUCCUAACAUCAAGCUUGUUCCGCUUGUUCCUCAUGUGAAUGCAGCGGUGGCAAAACUGGGCAACAAAGAUGCAACUUUCGGUCAGCGCUUGGCUUCCCGACAGACGACUACAGAUACCGGGAAGUCCGCGGACGUCAAGACCAGUGCAGUCGGUGGGAUGGAGAUGAGUUUUAUACCUUCAUCGUCUGGAACUGUGGACCAGCCAAGACCUACUAAGAAAAAAGGUGCAAGAAAGGGGGUAGAAUUGUUGGGUGCGACCUUGGAACGAGGUGGCGAGGAACCACUGAAAGAGUUGAAAGAGAAUGAAAAGAGAGGGCGUGUUCAUCGUAGACAUGGCCAACGCAGCGGCAGCAAGAAUACUUUCAGGAUGCUUUCAGGAUAGUGGGUGGACCGAUGCUAUCCCCGCAUUAUGUGUUGCUACUUGCUAGGUCACAUCCGGAAUUCCUGCUGCAAUUUCCAAAGCGAUGGGCACACCUGCCCUUAGGAGUACGCAGUGAUUUAUUCAGAAGCUUAGCAUUUUGAGUGGAAAGGGGAGUAAUGGUGAUUUGGGAGAAAGAAAAAUGACAACAACCUAUCGCAGUGGACGCUGCAAAAAAAGCGCAAUCCCAUGGUCUACAAUAGGUUGGGUCGCACUUCCUAUUUGAACAACAGAUAUUUCUUCAUUAAUGGCCGUAACAUGGGAACAGGAACGAACGAUAUUAACCUACGAGUAUAACCUAACGCAAGAACUACCACUACGUAGCAGAAAAGGCAAUCGUUGA
Molecule: messenger RNA, 2779 nt
Organism: Pisolithus orientalis
Lineage: Eukaryota; Fungi; Basidiomycota; Agaricomycetes; Boletales; Pisolithaceae
Product: WD40-repeat-containing domain protein
Exons: 5
Coding region: 64-2400 (778 amino acids)
Biological process (GO): maturation of SSU-rRNA from tricistronic rRNA transcript (SSU-rRNA, 5.8S rRNA, LSU-rRNA)
Cellular component (GO): 90S preribosome; small-subunit processome; nucleolus
Molecular function (GO): protein binding
Source: RefSeq, a predicted model, not a curated record